AUGUGUUCCAUCAAUGUGCGUUUUUCUACCGUGAUCGAUCCAAUCCUCUACCUCGGGUCACCAGAUGAACGACGUGCGACGCCGGACAUCCGAUGCCCACCUGAAAAUGCCCCAAUCCUGUCCCCACCCCAUACCUGGACGGAGAGCAGCGACGAAUCCACCAGCGACGAAACGGCGCGCCAGGACGAGCGGCUCCUCUUUACGGCCACCGUCUCGAUCCCGGACGGCUCGAUCCUAGCCAGUCAGCCCGUUUCCAACGCCUAUGAGGCCAAGGAACUCGAAGUCGGUACCUGCUUCUUGAAGCUACUCCUCGGCACCGGCCAAAGUUUCUUCCUCUCCGCCGCCGCCACCUCGAUUCGACAGCGCGUCUUUUCGAGGGUGAAAUGUGGGGCGACGAGUCGGGCGUGCGAGCUGCAAUGUGAGUUCGAGCAGGGCGCCGACGGGCAGCGCAAGGCGCGUGUGGCCGCACUCUGCUUAAGAUCAGCCUUCGGCCCCACCGCCGGCCCCGUCCAGCCGACCUCGUUCACCACCAAGCACUCGCUGAGCUGCGCACUGACUCAUAUCGACUACGCGAGCGUCCCGUUCAUUGGUCAUCUACCGACCGACGUGAUUGGGCGGUCGCUGUUGUCAUUCGUCUACGCCCCGGAUGUGCACAUCAUCAGACAGGCGCACCUCGACUUGCACAACCAACAAGGCGGAGUCGUCCGGUCGAUCGGCCCGAUCCGGCUGGUCGCCUACAACGGCGCGCUGUUGACCGUGGAGACCGAGUGGUCGGCGUACAUCUCGCCGUGGAGCCGCAAGAUCGAGAUGGUCGUCGCCAGGCAUCGUGUCUUUGACGCGCCAGUUGGAGACGCUGAUGUUCUAUCGCCACCUCCGGCCGGUACCCCAACCUUCACGUUACCCCUACCUCUCGUGAAAACCUUUGAAGAGGAGUUGAAGACGAUCAUGAGCCGGCCAGUCCACGACAGCCCUGCCACCACCCCGACCCUCACGAACCCGUUCGCCCAAUUCCAGGCCCUGCAAGCCAUCCGGCCACUCUAUCCAUUAGGUCUCUCUACCCAAUCCCCCGAUCUCUACUCGUACGUCGAGCGCCUUGUCGAGAACCUCGUCGUCCAGGGUACCCCCGGAAACGUUCAUGAGCAAUUGGCGCAUUUCCAGCAGCAGGACAAACCGACCUCGUCCUCAGCCCCGGCCACCCCAUCCCCGAUGGUCAACGCCGAAGGCGCACCCCUCUCCUACAGCCAAAUCAACUGCCUCGAGAAUGUGCACCGAUUACUCAAGAGCCAACAAACACCAGCCCAUGAACGCCCACAACCUGUUGUACAUGAUCUCAGUGCCGCCCAAGAUAGCCUACCCCUCACGCGAGCCGUCCUCCUCGAACACACCCGGAGAUGGGAGGAGCAGUGCAAGACGACGUGGCACCACCGGUUGACCCGGAAACGCCAUCAGAACCACGAUGGAAGCGAGCAGGGAGCAGAACCCACCACCGCCAAGAAGAGCCGCAGCGGGGCGAGGUCGCCAAAGUGGACAGCGCCCAGGCCGUUGCCGCCGAACCCGUCACCACCUACAGCGUAUCAGAUCACAAGCACCCCUCUACCAGCCGCCGGCACCCCUCGCCCAUCGGCCUUCCACCAAGUCGCGCCGCGCUCUAUCGUGCGCCCUGGCACCGUACCCGGCCCGUCUGUCAUCCAGCCAACCCACGAUGCACCGAAGCAAGGAAACUCGGGCGCUAGUCUACGUACGUUAAAAGAAGCCGAGCGACUGCAGCAACAAGCACUGGCCGCCGACCCAACAAUUUUCGACUAUGACAAGAAUUAUGAUGAGAUCCAGCGAAAACGCGAUGAAAAGAAAGCAGAAGACAAAGUAAAGGACAAGGAACGCCAAUCUAAAUAUGCUGAUGAUAUUAUGAGGGCGCAUAUGAUACGUAAUUUGGAGGAGAAAAGUCGCGAAGAACGAUUGCAACAAAGGGAACGCAUAAAGGAAAAAGGUGAAUUCGACGAGAAGGAAGUGUUUGUUACGGGUGCUUAUCGUCAACUGAUGGAGGAGGUUGAGGUCUAUCGCAAAGAAGAAGCACGUCAGAAUCUUAUUGACGAGGCAACCGCUAUCGACAAACAGAAAAUUUGGCAAUCUGGAUUUGCGAGGACGAUUUUAUCAUCGAUCGCUCGAGAUGGGGAUGACGGGACGACGUCUGUAAAGCAAGAACCCGAGACAGCUGAGAAGCCCGUGGAGUUCAAGCCGCGCAAAGCCACUAAUAUUCGCAAGCGGGAGAAGAGCGCCGAGCCGUCCGAAGACAAGAAAGAUUCCGACAAGCCGAAGAAGUCGAUUUACGACACUGAUGACGAAGAGGAGGCCCCGAAACCAACGCAUAAAAACUUUGGUGUGGAAUUGAGGGCCGGAUUGAACAAACCAGCGGCUAAACCCGAGGAAAACACAGAAAAAGCGCUGACCAAGGCCGAGCGUCUACGUCGCGCGAUGACCCCAAGUGACGAGGAGGGUGAAGUAGAACGGAGAGAUCGAAGGGCCGACAGAAAAUCCAAAAAGCCUGAGCCGAAGGAAGAGGAGCCGGCCGAAGUUGACGAAAAACCAAGACCGAAACAACCGAAGGCACCCCGGCCUGGAACACAAGAAGCGAAGCAGUUGCGUCUCGAGAGCUUCAAGAAAGUGCUGGCGCAGCGCAACGGCCCCAAGGAGAUCGAGGAAGCCCGUCAGCGUUACCUGGAACGCGUUGCAGAUAGCGUUGUAACAUUACCGUAU
Mesorhabditis spiculigera is the source of this 2754-nucleotide messenger RNA. Lineage: Eukaryota; Metazoa; Nematoda; Chromadorea; Rhabditida; Rhabditidae. The record is from the annotation of a GenBank genome assembly.